Messenger RNA from Caretta caretta (loggerhead turtle), 1946 nucleotides. It is a transcript of the gene GATA5, whose product is annotated as GATA binding protein 5. Gene Ontology annotation, molecular function: zinc ion binding; DNA-binding transcription factor activity, RNA polymerase II-specific; RNA polymerase II cis-regulatory region sequence-specific DNA binding. Lineage: Eukaryota; Metazoa; Chordata; Testudines; Cheloniidae. Gene Ontology annotation, biological process: negative regulation of transcription by RNA polymerase II; positive regulation of transcription by RNA polymerase II; cell fate commitment. The record is from RefSeq and is a predicted model, not a curated record. Gene Ontology annotation, cellular component: nucleus.
AUGUAUCAGAGUUUAGCCCUAGCCCCCAACCAUGGGCAAUCGGCUUAUUCCCACGACUCCAGCAAUUUCCUGCACUCGUCGGCCAGCUCCCCGGUGUACGUGCCCACCACCCGGGUGCCCUCCAUGCUGCAGACCCUGCCUUAUCUGCAAGGCUGCGAGACAGCCCACCAGAGCCACCCCCUGGGCAACCACCCGGGCUGGGCGCAGACCGGCGGCGAGGCAUCGGCCUUCAACCCGAGCAGCCCUCAUCCGUCUUCGGGCUUCCCCUACUCGCACAGUCCGCCCGUCAGCAACAACGCCGGCCGGGAGGGAGCCUACCAGAGCCCGCUGCUCCUGGGCAGCGGGGCCAGGGAGCAGUACGGCAAUGCCUUGGUGCGCUCGGUCAAUGGAUCCUACUCCAGCCCCUACCCUGCCUACGUGAGCCCGGAGAUGCCUCCCUCCUGGACCGCGGGACACUUUGAAAGCAGCGUCCUGCACAGUCUCCAGACGAGGCAGGCUGCCUUGCCGGGCAGGAGAUCCACUUUCGUUUCAGAGUACUUGGAAGAAUUCCCCGGGGAUGGCCGAGAGUGUGUGAACUGCGGGGCGAUGUCCACCCCGCUCUGGAGAAAGGAUGGCACCGGGCACUAUCUGUGCAACGCCUGCGGUCUCUAUCACAAAAUGAAUGGCAUCAACCGACCGCUCAUCAAGCCACAGAAGAGGCUGUCUUCAUCGAGACGCGCUGGCCUUUGUUGCACUAACUGUCACACAACUAAUACUACCCUCUGGAGACGGAAUGCAGAAGGAGAGCCAGUCUGCAAUGCCUGUGGAUUAUACAUGAAACUCCAUGGGGUGCCACGACCUCUGGCAAUGAAAAAGGAAAGCAUCCAGACAAGGAAAAGGAAGCCUAAAAACAUUACCAAAGGCAAAACCUCAACAGGGUCUACAACUUCAGCCACUAACUCCCCUUCUUCCAUUACAAACUCGGACAGCACCGUCACUUUAAAAACCGAACCCAAUGUGACAUCACAGUACCCAGGACAAACCAUAGUGUCAGUCUCCCAGGCUCAAAGCCAGUCGGAUGACACACUGGCCAGCGGCCAUUCUGAGUUCAAAUUUGAACCUGAGGAUUACGCCUUCACUUCUGCUACCAUGACUCAACAGUCAGGACUAAGCAUUCCCCUCCGUCAGGACUCUUGGUGUGCACUGGCAUUGGCCUAGAAAGAAGGCUUCCAAUAAAACACUCUGGACCAACCUUUCUACCUUCCCAACUAACGGAUAAGAGGCAAAAGAAAUGGCUGCCUUCGAGCUUUGGGACUGAAAGGUUUCAAGUAGUCCAUAUAUGAUUCUGUGUUCAAAGACAGAUUUCUCUCAGAGGCUGGAAGUGAAAGCUUAGAAAAUGUUGGCUAUACUUGGCCAAGUUCAUUCUUCCUGACUGAUUUGUUCUGUGGUACUCACGCCUCUAAAAGCUUUCACUCUGCAGAACUGAACUGGAGACGCCUCCCCAAAGCAAAAGAAAAGGGGAUGUCUCUCUUUUCAUGAGGAAUCCUUUAUCUUCCUGAGAUGAAACAAAUAAAUACAUCCCAGAAUCUAUGUUUAUUCACGAUUAUUUCUCCCUUUUCUGACUCUUCUGUGUGCAAUUUCUUCCACUUUCCAAAAGACUGUGAUAAUAUAGCACCAAGUAACUUAAUUCUAUUAACACGUAAACUGUGUUGCCUUCCUUAUGUUUACUGGCCACAGCAGGAAAGGAAAAAAAGACCCUGUUGUUUUAAACGUAUGCUGUUUUAUAUUAAAAACAAUCAUCUCUAUAGAGCAUUCGCUUCUGAAGCAUUUAGUCUCUCAACACUGAUCCCAUGAGUCAUUCAUGACAUAAACACGCUGCUCUUCCAGUUCUAUAUCCAAAGAAAGAAUUUCUUUUUCUUUUUAGGCAAACCAUGUGACAAAAAUGGUCAAAAAAGAUUCCGAUAAUA